UCAAAGUCUCAACUAGUCAAAUGGAAACAAGAAAAACGGCGGGAAAAUCCCUAGGGCACAAAUAGCACCUCUGAUUCUAAAGCACGUAUGUACCCGCCAAAUCUCGAGCCUGAGGAAGACCAAACUAACCCAACAGCAUUUCAUCUCCGGCCACCGACACCACCCACCAAAUCGGCGGACCCGAUGGUUAGCGUUUCAUUCUACGUUCCAGAUUGCAAUUAACGAAGAAUAGACUAGUCAACAAGCCACAACAACUAUAAAAGUUUUCCCUUUGUUUGAUUUUUCGUGUCUUGAAUUCAACCAUGAACAUGGAUGAAAUUAUGGAUGAGGAAGAAGAGGAAUUCGAGUUCUCCAGAAAUUAUUUCCUUGCUAAGGAACACGGCAGCUCCUCCGCUAAGAAAUCCACUAACAAGCUCACUGACAUCAACCUUGUUGAUGAACAGGAACUGAGGGAAGCUUCAUUGCACAUUCAACCAAAGCAUGAAAAAGAGAUUGCAUGCUUAAUGGAUUCCUACAAAAACAUGUACCCUGAAUGGGUUCUUGCUUUAAGAUCUGGUUUUUCCCUUCUGAUGUAUGGAUUUGGAUCUAAGAAGGUGUUGCUUGAAGAUUUUGCUUCAACAGCUCUGACAGAAUAUUCUGUAGUUGUAAUAAACGGUUACCUUCAGACCAUUAACUUAAAACAGGUUUUGAUAACUCUAGCGGAAUUGCUGCAUGAUCAAGUGAAAGCUAAACGAAAGGCUUCCUCUCGGGACUUGCCCAAGAGCCAGCAGCCAUCCAAUUCUCAAUCCAUUGAAGAUCUUCUUACAUUUUUGGAUGAAGCUGAAAUAGAAGAGGAUGGUUAUGUUAUUUGUGUUAUAAUUCACAAUAUUGAUGGACCUGGAUUAAGGGACUUUGAAACUCAACAGUAUCUCGCUCGAUUAGCUGCAUGUACCCAUAUUUGCAUUGUUGCAUCAAUUGAUCAUGUGAAUGCGCCCUUAUAUUGGGACAAGAACAUGGCUCACACACAGUUCAACUGGUGCUGGUAUCAUGUUCCUACAUUCGCCCCUUAUAAGGUUGAAGGAAUGUUUUAUCCUCUGAUUCUGGCACACGGUGGUGCGAACCAAAGUGUCAAAACAGCUACCAUAGUUUUGCAAAGUUUGACACCAAAUGCGCAGAGUGUAUUCAAAGUUCUGGCUGAGCAUCAACUCUCUCACCCUGAAGAAGGCGAGUUUUUAUCAACUUCUUAAAUGUUGCUUGUUUGAUAUAUGACUUCGUUAUUUGGAAUUUGGAUAACCAUAACGUUGUUCAACGACCUUUAUUAGUGUGAUUAUGGUGUGGUCCUUCUCAUUCUCUCUCGACUUUAUUUCCUUCCUGCCAUAGAAACAAUUGCCAUCAUUUUCAAAAUUCACCAACUUUUUCACUACAGUUAACUAUCUGUUGUCGGCUGUGAACAACCGAAAUGAUGGUUGUACAAAUAUCAUUUUCGUUUC
Arachis duranensis is the source of this 1469-nucleotide messenger RNA. Its product is annotated as origin of replication complex subunit 2. The transcript has 6 exons. Lineage: Eukaryota; Viridiplantae; Streptophyta; Magnoliopsida; Fabales; Fabaceae. The record is from RefSeq and is a predicted model, not a curated record. Gene Ontology annotation, molecular function: DNA replication origin binding. Gene Ontology annotation, cellular component: nucleus; nuclear origin of replication recognition complex. The coding region runs from base 303 to 1226 and encodes 307 amino acids. Gene Ontology annotation, biological process: DNA replication.